This is a messenger RNA of Microthlaspi erraticum, 2748 nucleotides long. The record is from the annotation of a GenBank genome assembly. NCBI's taxonomy places the organism in Eukaryota, Viridiplantae, Streptophyta, Magnoliopsida, Brassicales, Brassicaceae.
AUGGAGGCGAUCGAUGAGUUGUCUCAGCUCUCAGAUUCGAUGAAACAGGCGGCGUCUCUGCUCGCCGAUGAAGAUCCCGACGAGACACCUUCUUCUAGACGCCCAUCCACUUUCCUGAACGUCGUUGCGCUAGGAAAUGUGGGAGCUGGGAAGUCUGCAGUGCUUAACAGUCUAAUUGGCCAUCCAGUCCUGCCGACGGGUGAGAAUGGUGCUACACGGGCUCCUAUAAUAAUUGACUUGAGCAGGGAGGCUUCUUUGAGCAGCAAGGCAAUUAUCUUGCAAAUCGACAACAAAACUCAACAAGUUUCAGCAAGUGCUCUGAGACAUUCUCUUCAAGAUAGACUUAGCAAAGGAGCCUCAGGGAAGAAUCGAGAUGAAAUAAACUUAAAACUUCGUACUAGCACAGCUCCCCCGCUGAAAUUAGUUGAUAUGCCUGGACUGGACCAGAGGAUUGUGGACGAUUCAAUGAUUGCUGAAUAUGCGCAACAUAAUGAUGCCAUACUGCUGGUUAUAGUGCCUGCUAGCCAGGCAUCUGAAAUUUCAUCAUCCCGAGCCCUGAAGAUUGCAAAAGAGUAUGAUCCAGAAAGCACUAGGACAGUAGGAAUUAUCGGCAAGAUUGACCAGGCAGCAGAGAAUCCGAAAGCCCUUGCAGCUGUUCAGGCUCUUCUUUCAAAUCAGGGACCUCCAAAAACAACUGAUAUUCCUUGGGUUGCUCUCAUUGGCCAAUCCGUUUCAAUUGCGUCAGCACAGUCUGGAAGUGGUGAGAACUCCUUAGAAACUGCUUGGCGCGCUGAGAGUGAAAGUCUCAAGUCCAUUUUGACUGGGGCUCCACAAAGCAAGCUUGGCAGAAUUGCCUUAGUGGACACCCUUGCUAGUCAGAUCCGUAGCAGAAUGAAACUCAGGCUUCCAAAUAUAUUGUCUGGGCUCCAGGGCAAGUCUCAAACAGUGCAGGAUGAGCUAGCAAGGCUUGGUGAACAACUAGUUAACAGUGCUGAAGGUACAAGGGCUAUAGCUUUGGAGCUUUGCCGUGAGUUUGAGGACAAAUUUCUUCUCCACUUGGCUGGUGGUGAAGGAAGUGGUUGGAAAGUUGUUGCAAGUUUUGAAGGAAAUUUCCCUAACCGUAUCAAGCAGCUUCCAUUGGACAGACAUUUUGACUUGAACAAUGUUAAAAGGGUGGUUUUGGAGGCAGAUGGUUAUCAACCUUAUCUUAUAUCUCCCGAGAAAGGGUUGAGAUCGUUGAUAAAGAUUGUCCUUGAGUUGGCCAAAGAUCCGGCACGUCUUUGUGUUGAUGAGGUUCACCGAGUUCUUGUUGACAUAGUUUCAGCCUCUGCGAAUGCUACUCCUGGACUCGGGAGAUAUCCUCCUUUUAAACGAGAAGUCGUAGCUAUAGCAAGUGCGGCACUUGAUGGUUUCAAGAAUGAAGCCAAGAAAAUGGUUGUUGCUCUAGUUGAUAUGGAACGUGCUUUUGUACCACCUCAACAUUUUAUCCGUCUUGUGCAAAGGAGGAUGGAAAGGCAACGUCGCGAGGAAGAGCUGAAAGGACGAUCUUCUAAGAAGGGACAGGACGCAGAGCAGUCCCUUUUAAGCAGGGCUACUAGUCCUCAGCCAGAUGGGGCUCUAGCUGGUGGUAGCAUGAAAUCAAUGAAAGACAAACCCAGUCCGCAAGACAAGGAGACACCGGAGGUCUCUGGUCUGAAAACUGCUGGACCUGAGGGGGAGAUAACAGCAGGGUACUUAAUGAAGAAAAGUGGAAAAACAAAUGGAUGGAGUAGGCGAUGGUUUGUUCUGAACGAGAAAACUGGAAAGCUUGGCUAUACGAAGAAGCAAGAAGAAAGAAAUUUCCGGGGGACUAUAACUUUGGAGGAAUGCACUAUUGAAGAAAUUCCAGAGGACGAACUAGAAAAGUCAAAGAGCUCGAAGGACAAGAAGGCAAACGGACCUGAUGCAAAAGGACCAGGCCUUGUAUUUAAAAUAACCUGCAAGGUUCCCUAUAAGACUGUACUAAAAGCUCACAAUGCCAUCGUGCUUAAGGCUGAGAGUGUAGUCGAUAAGAACGAGUGGAUUAAUAAGUUGCAAAAGGUUAUCCAGGCUCGAGGAGGCCAAGUGGGCAGCGUUUCCAUGAGACAGAGUCUUUCAGAAGGUUCACUUGAUAAGAUGGUUAGAAAACCAAUUGACCCAGAAGAGGAACUCCGUUGGAUGUCCCAAGAAGUACGCGGUUACGUUGAAGCUGUUCUUAACAGCCUUGCAGCCAAUGUUCCGAAGGCUGUGGUUCUUUGUCAAGUGGAGAAAUCGAAAGAAGACAUGCUGAAUCAACUAUACAGUUCUAUCAGUGCAAUAGGCAAUGAGAGGAUUGAGUCAUUGAUCCAAGAGGAUCAAAACGUCAAAAGGCGAAGAGAGCGUUACCAGAAACAAUCCUCUCUUCUUUCCAAGCUCACGAGGCAGCUUAGCGUUCACGACAACCGAGCUGCCGCUGCUUCAUCUUGGUCCGACAACGGUGGUGGCACUGAAACUAGCCCAAGAGCGAGUGGAGGUUCUUCAGGAGAUGACUGGAUGAAUGCCUUCAACGCCGCUGCUAACGGACAGUCCGAUUCAUUGUCAAAGUACGGAUCUGGUGGUCAUAGCCGCCGUUACAGCGAUCCUGCUCAGAACGGAGAUGCAGCAUCACCAGGCUCUGGUAGCAACCGCCGCACCACCCCGAAUCGGCUGCCACCAGCACCACCACCGACUGGUUCAUCUUACAGGUAUUAG